AAGCCGAUGACCACCAUGAGCCAGUCCAUAGCGUACAUAUUCCUACUGCUGAUUGCCCUGGAGGGCUUAACCCUUGGCGGCACGGCGCCCAUCGGCGAGCAUCCGGAUCAUGCCGGUUGCAUACGGAUAACGAUCAUCAAGCGACCUUUGACCACCACUACAACAACGACAACCACAACCACUACGACGACAACAACCAGAGCCACAACAGUGGCCACUGGCUAA
This is a messenger RNA of Drosophila rhopaloa, 225 nucleotides long. RefSeq names its product F-box/WD repeat-containing protein A. The transcript has a single exon. The record is from RefSeq and is a predicted model, not a curated record. NCBI's taxonomy places the organism in Eukaryota, Metazoa, Arthropoda, Insecta, Diptera, Drosophilidae. The coding region runs from base 7 to 225 and encodes 72 amino acids.